Molecule: messenger RNA, 2021 nt
Organism: Ictalurus punctatus (channel catfish)
Lineage: Eukaryota; Metazoa; Chordata; Actinopteri; Siluriformes; Ictaluridae
Gene: en2b
Product: engrailed homeobox 2b
Exons: 2
Coding region: 417-1145 (242 amino acids)
Biological process (GO): neuron differentiation; multicellular organism development; regulation of transcription by RNA polymerase II
Cellular component (GO): nucleus
Molecular function (GO): DNA-binding transcription factor activity, RNA polymerase II-specific; RNA polymerase II cis-regulatory region sequence-specific DNA binding
Source: RefSeq, a predicted model, not a curated record
GCCAGUUGGCAGCUCUUUAUUUAGCCGUUAUUUGCUCACUGAGGCGCGACUACAGCACCGGCUCCUACAGCGGCCUUAUUAUUACUAUAAUUAUUACUAGUAUUAUUAUUCAUACCUUUUUAGCUUAAUAAUAAUAUUCCUCCAGUAUUAUUAAGAACUACUUCGUGGAGCUUGCUGUGGAAUUAAAAUCUAUAAUUAUGUUUUUUCUUUGUGCGCACAAGAAGCGCUCGGGUGGCAUUUAAAAUACAGAAACAGUUUUUUGUGUCUCUUAUUUUACUGUCGUUCACUUUUAUUUAUUUUCUUUAACUGAAGAAAAAAAUAUAUACAGAAGAGGAAAUAAAAAAAAAAAAAAAAAACUGGAAGUCGGGAGCGCUCGCCUGCGUGCGGGAGAGAAAGGGGUUAAGGAGAGUUUCAGGAUGGAAGAGAAAGAUCAGAGCAGCAGAGAUGCAGGAGACGAAUCAAACCGAGCCAUCCUGCCGCUGCUCGAGCCUCCCGGAAAUCUGCACCGGAUCACCAACUUCUACAUCGACAACAUUUUGCGCCCGGACUUCGGACGCAGGAAAGAAAGCGCCGCCGCAGCCAACGCGACCGAGCGCAGCGACAUUAACGCGUCCGGGAGAGAGAACCGGUGUCCGUCAGAGGCGGGGACCGACACAGACCGAGCAGGAUCACCGGAGUCGGGGGAAGGAGCAUCGAACCCCGCCGUCAGCGGCACGAAGCCCGGGGCGGAAAGCGGCGCGGAUCAGUGCGCAAACUCGCCCAAUAACCAGCAGAUGCUGUGGCCAGCCUGGGUUUACUGCACCAGAUACUCGGACAGACCCUCAUCAGGGCCCCGAUCGCGCAGACCAAAGAAGAAGACUGUGACUCGGGAGGAUAAGCGGCCCCGCACGGCCUUCACGGCGGAGCAGCUGCAGCGGCUGAAGGCGGAGUUCCAGUCGAACCGGUACCUGACGGAGCAGCGGAGACAGAGCCUCGCCACCGAACUGCAGCUCAACGAGGCCCAGAUCAAAAUCUGGUUCCAGAACAAGAGGGCCAAAAUCAAGAAGGCGUCGGGCACCAAGAACACACUGGCGCUGCACCUGAUGGCGCAGGGGCUGUACAACCACGCCACCACCGCCAAGGACGACAAAUCAGACAGCGACUGAUCACAGCGCGUCAUAACGCGUCAUAGCGCGCGCAUAGACCUGAACCAUGAGCGGCCUGGGUGCUCUGAGAAACCAGCAGAAACGGACUGGAUGAGCUUUUAUCACUCUGCAAUACCUUUCUGUAGCCUUUCAUUUACUGUGGUGUGAGUUUGAUUUGUGUUUUUUAAAUUAUUAUUAUUAUUAUUAUUAUUAUUAUUAUUAUUAUUAUUAUUAUUAUUAUUAUUGCAAACAUAAACUCUGCUGUCCACACAGGUGAAGUAGCCUACACUCUCGGAGAAAAGGGUACUACAUGUUACCAUUCCCUGUCGCUGUACUGGUGCCAUCCAGUGUACACUUUUAGUACCUUUAGUGCGCAUCUUUAAAGCCUAAAAGACACCCGCGGUCCAGUUAUGCAUCCUAACUCUCUGAAUAAAGAUCACUCCUUCCACAUUUCCAGGUGAAACAAUGAGGUUCACUUUAGUACCCUUUCUUCUCAGAGUGUUUACGAGUUUUUAAUGUAAAACGAAGCGCUUCUGACUGACUCCUGAUCGUCUUUAAUCCAUGCUGAAGUCCAAAGAGUUUUUCAUUUCCUUGCUGCAUUCAGGCAACUGUGAUUUAAAAACGUGUUUAUGUCCUUUUUCCAUGUUUAAUGUCUAAUGUUAUGAUUGCGGAAGAAUAUUUUUUAAGUUUUACUGAUUGUUUUUUUGUGUGUGUGUGUGUGUUUAAGCUGGAAUUAAAAAAGUAACGCAGCAUAUGGAUAUGUGUACACAUUAUACGCAUUAUUAUACUGUAUUUAUAGGUUUAUAAGGAAAAGGUCUAUUUAACUUUGUUACAGGUUACACCAUUAUUAUGUUCGCACACAACACGGUCUCGCGCGAGGAAAUUCGUAGGAAUUCG